Candidula unifasciata is the source of this 1227-nucleotide messenger RNA. The record is from the annotation of a GenBank genome assembly. Lineage: Eukaryota; Metazoa; Mollusca; Gastropoda; Stylommatophora; Geomitridae.
AUGCGCAGACGUCUGGUUUACAAAAACGGAGAGGUCAACAUCACGCAGACCAACAUCCGCAAACGCAGACGCCGGUAUCUGGCAGAUAUAUUUACUACAUUAGUAGACAUCAAGUGGCGGUACAACCUGAUGCUGUUUGCUAUGGCUUUCACAUUGAGCUGGCUUAUCUUCGCUCUCAUUUGGUGGCUGGUUUGCUUUUCACAUGGGGAUCUGGACCACCUCGAUAACAGUAAUUGGAAACCUUGUGUUAUUGAAAUCAAGUCUUUCACUUCGGCUCUUCUGUUUUCAAUAGAAACUCAGCACACGAUAGGCUACGGUCACAGACAUACAACAGAAGAGUGUCCGGAAGCUAUAGUUUUAAUGAUGUUUCAGUCGUGUUUUGGCGUCAUAUGCCAAGCUCUGAUGACCGGUAUAGUCUUCGCCAAACUCUCCCGGCCAAAGAAACGCGCAGAGACGCUUAUGUUCAGCAAAAGUGCGUGUAUUUGUAAGCAGGACGGUGACUUAUGUCUUUUGCUACGCGUGGGAGACAUGCGUAAAUCUCAGAUCGUGGAGGCUCAUUUGCGGGCUGUUCUCAUUAAGAAAAAGAUUACAAAAGAAGGCGACGUACUUCCCUUGUACCAGUUUGACGUUGAUUUGGGUUUCAACGAAGGCCGGGAUAGACUCUUUCUGGUUUGGCCUGUUAUAAUUGUGCACAAAAUAGACCAGGACAGUCCCUUUUGGGAGCUCUCACCAGAAGAUCUUCACAGAGAGCAGUUCGAGCUGAUUGUCAUUCUAGAGGGUAUAGUUGAAAGUACUGGUAUGACAACGCAAGCGCGGAGCUCCUAUCUACCGGGGGAAGUACUGUGGGGCCAUCGAUUCGAACGACUUGUUACAUUCCAGAAAGAAAACGGUCAAUACCAGAUCGACUUCUCACGCUUUCACAAUACAGUUCCUGUGGAUACGCCCAACUGCAGCGCCAAGGAACUCGCGGAAAUGACGGCUAGCGGACAAACCCCGGAGCAAGCAUUCUGUGGUGCGCGACCAGCAGAUGAUGACGACGACGACGAUGACGACGAUGAAGUAGAAGAAGGAGAGAACGCGUCAUUGGCUUCUAAAUCAGACAGGUACUUGAAGAGCAACGGCCCGUACGUAAUCAAACGCCACGGCGCCGCCCAAACUGAGUACUUUGGGGACGAUUACGAUUCCUUAGCUAGCAAACAAAGCUCUAGCUCUGAUAUCGAUAUGUAA